GAGAGAGGUGGCGGGGGUGAUGCGGGGCUCCUGACUGCUAGGCGCAGGCUAGAGGAGUGCCCUCCCUUAAGAACUGGGCGGGAAGCGGCCGCGGGGACCCGGCUUAGGAAAAGAGAGGUGGCGCUGCCGAAGGGAACAAGGAGCGGAGCUGGGGGCGGACGGGAGAAAGAGCCGGUUGUUGGCAGCAGAUGUGACCAAGCAGCGGGCUGGCCGCCGGGGACCGAGCCGAGGAACCAAGCGGACAGUGCCGCUUUCUAAAGGGGCACCUGGCGCUGCGCUCUCUUCCCUCCCUUGCGAUCUUCUGCUCGCCCCCCGUCAGCACCGCGGUCCCCUCCUGCUCCUUACCCCGUUCUUCUCCCUCCCCCCCGCCCUCUACUUCUCCGGGCUCCCACUCUGAGACUGGGGCUGCCUCCCUCUGCUGCUAGCCGCGCUACCUCCGGCUUUCCCCCGCAGCUCGCUAGCAAGCUUGCCCGAGCUUGGCCGUGCCCUUCUGGGGAUGUGCCAGUAACCCAGGUGUCCCGGGCCCCCCGAGAACCCCAAGGAUGGGACGCCGCCCUCACCUCUUGGUUGUCCAGGCCUUUCUUCUAUGGCUUGUACCAGUUUCAGCCUCACUCCAGGAUCAGUACUGUGAAAGCCUGUCCUUAGUCAACAGCACCACUGGGCUCCAGUGCAACUCAUCCAUUGACCUCAUUGGGACCUGCUGGCCUCGGAGUGCAGCUGGCCAGAUAGUGGUACGACCGUGCCCUGCUUACUUCUAUGGAGUCCGUUAUAACACAACAAACAAUGGCUAUCGAGAGUGUCUUGCAAAUGGAAGCUGGGCAGUUCGAGUCAACUAUUCCCAGUGCCAAGAAAUCCUUAAUGAGGAGAAAAAAAGUAAAUUGCACUAUCAUAUUGCUGUCAUCAUCAACUAUCUGGGCCACUGUAUCUCCCUUGGAGCUCUCCUCAUGGCCUUUGUCCUCUUCAUGCACCUAAGGAGCAUUCGGUGUCUUCGGAACAUCAUUCACUGGAACCUCAUCUCUGCCUUUAUCCUACGCAAUGCUACCUGGUUUGUGGUACAGCUCACCAUGAGCCCUGAAGUACACCAGAGUAAUGUGGGCUGGUGCCGGCUGGUGACAGCUGCCUAUAACUACUUUCAUGUUACCAACUUCUUCUGGAUGUUUGGAGAAGGCUGCUACCUGCACACAGCCAUUGUGCUCACCUACUCUACCGACAAGCUCCGAAAGUGGAUGUUCAUCUGUAUUGGCUGGUGUGUGCCUUUCCCCAUCAUUGUGGCCUGGGCCAUUGGGAAACUGUAUUAUGAUAAUGAGAAGUGCUGGUUUGGAAAGAGGGCUGGGGUGUACACUGACUACAUCUACCAGGGCCCCAUGAUUUUGGUCCUUCUGAUCAACUUCAUCUUCCUCUUCAAUAUCGUCCGUAUCCUCAUGACCAAGCUCCGUGCCUCAACCACAUCAGAGACCAUUCAGUACAGGAAAGCUGUGAAAGCCACUCUUGUGCUGUUGCCUCUUCUGGGUAUCACAUACAUGUUGUUUUUUGUGAACCCUGGGGAGGAUGAGAUCUCUCGAAUUGUCUUCAUCUACUUCAACUCCUUCCUGGAGUCCUUCCAGGGUUUCUUCGUAUCUGUCUUCUACUGUUUCCUCAACAGUGAGGUCCGCUCAGCUGUCCGGAAGAGAUGGCAUCGGUGGCAAGACAAACAUUCAAUCCGUGCCCGAGUGGCUCGGGCUAUGUCCAUCCCUACCUCUCCUACCCGAGUCAGUUUCCAUAGCAUCAAGCAGUCAACAGCUGUCUGAAUGAAAUGGGGAGCACAGGGAAUGAGGGUGGAGGAUGCCAAAAGGGACAGAAUUUAGAGUCUGAUUAUGGAAGGAAUAUUCAGUAUACUCUCUCUCCUGUCCCCCAUGACUCUUCCCAAUCUGUGCAGAAAACAGUUCCCUCCUUAAACAUUGGCAUUUAUGUCAGGACUUGCUUGCUCAGAACAGCUCCAAGAGCAUGGGAAAAGUGGACCCACAAGACCCAGACAGAGGUGGGAAACUAGUGGUGAUGAACACUUAAGAUAUGGAUGGGAAAUCAGGGUCUUCCAGAAGACCCUGGAGCUUUGAAGGCUGCUGAGUCUCAUAUCGAAUUUGCUCUUCUAUGCUCCUUAUCUGUUCUUUGGAUGGAACUAACCAAGGGAAGGAUGGAAGAUUAAAAGCACAUGGACAAUGAAAACUAGUGACCUAUAUUGUCAUCUUGGAGCACAAGGUAGCCAUCCAACCAGAACCACAGGAUUGGUUGGUUGCCAUCCUCAGCCUUAGAGAGGUCACUAGUUGGUUUUAGAGUAUCUCUAUGAAUUUCUUCAUGAAAACCAUUGUGACAUCAUCUUAAGGACACAUGGGGAAACUGAUAUUGUCAGAAUUCCUAACAAUGAUUAUUUCUUUGUUUGUGGUAAUAUCACAGCUACAUCAUUGGAAAAUCCAAUAAUGCUACUAUAAACCAUAGCCACAUCAUCAGAGCCCAUGAUGACAUCAGCAAGAAAAGGCGAUAUCACCGAUAUCCAUAACAAUUCCAUCAGGAAUCUCAGCAAUCUCCUCCCUCUCCUCCAGAAAUGACUUUGCAAAAUCAUUUCCUUGCUCAUGGCUCACUUUUGUCUGGCUCACUAUAACAAGAAGGGCAGGAACCUUUUGAGUGGUAUUGCCCUUUCCUAUGGGGAAGGAAGGAUUGACUAUUAUCUGCCUGAGGGCUCUGCUACCCCUGAAAUCUGCUACCGUAGAGAUCAUUUCUCUAGUGUAACAAAAUGACUCACUCCCUGAUACAUGGUCUUGGGCCCAUUGCUACUCAGACUUCUCUUCUUUAAAAAGUUGCUUUGUUGACAUGUAUUAUAAAGCUGCAGAAGUAGCUGAGAUGUCGAAAUUACGAGUAAUAGAAAUGGAUUCAAAACAGAGAUCUUAUAUUGCUGGCAUUGUCUGAGGGCAGGAGGAAAGGAAAUGGAUAGAGGCUAAGGAUAGAGGAAAGCAAAUCCUAAAUCCUAAAUCCUUCUAAAUCAUACCCAGGCUCUAUCAAAGAAGGUAUAUACCUGGGAGUAUAGUGUGUAUGUGUGUACACACACGUGCAUGCAUGCAAAAGAGAACUUUGGAAUCUGCAACCCUGGACAGGUGAGGGAAAAAAGGGAGUUGCUUUGAAUGAUCCCUGUCAGGGACUGAGGGGGUCAGCUUAGAAGAUGCAUGUAUCUUGUAGGAGAGGGAGACUCCAGAUAGAAGAAACUAAGAACUGGGAUUCCUCUUAAAAGUGGAAACCAAAUAAAUGGUUUUUAACAUAUGACCACAUGACAGGGGAGCAGAACCAGGAGGGGUCAAGUGAGGAGCAUUUGAGGGAGAGAUACAUCAAAGAAAGAACAUUGAAACCUUAGCCUGUCCCACCCACUCCAUGAAGUCUAACCACUGUAACUACAGGGGAGAGAUGUAGAAAGGCCAGAAGAGAAGGAGGAACACGUGGGAGGUAUGUGUGUGGGAAGAAGAGAAGUGAUGAGAAAACCUCUUACUCAAUCUGGGGCAGAGGGCUUCACAGAAAUUUGAUGAAAGAAAAUGAGAAGCUGGAUAAUGGGUCCCUGCUGACAAAGGAGGAACAUGAAAUGACUAAUGAGUCUCAAAUGGCCAAGGCAGUAAAAAUGAUUCUCAACUUACCUUCCACCAAAGGAAAGAGCUGGAAAAUAUCAAAAAUGAGGUUUUUGUUAAGAUAAGGGAGGAGGGGGAAGGGAGAAAAUGAGGGAGGGAAGCAAAGGGGAAGACAGGAGGGAAGAGGAAUGGAAAGGAGAUGUGAGAAUGGAAGAAAAACCAUUAGAAAACUUACUUUUCUGUUCAGGCAGAGAAAGGAGGCUUGGUUUCCAAAGCAGAGAGAUCCUCUACCUCCAAAGCCCCAUGAGCCAGGACAUUUGUCUUAGAGUCCUAACAGCAGAUUGGACGUUUCAUUUUAUGGGAAUCAAUCAAUAAAGAGUUUGUAGCAAGGACGGGGGGAGAUAUUUGCACUUAUUGAGCACUUUCUGUGUGCUGAUACUGUGUUAAGUGCUGGAGAUAAGGAUUAAAACACUAAGGUCCUUGUCAUAGAAGAACUCACAUUUUAAAAGAAAUGAUAAUAAAGGAAGAUGCUGCUCAGACAGGCUAAGGAAGCAGCUGUGUAUUGACUCUGAAAAAGAUCCUCCUCCACAGCCAAUUAGACUAACAAGAGAGUCCUUUAGAAGCAUUUAUCAAACCCAGCCUUGUCCAAGGUGCUGGAGUGUGGGGUGGACAAGGGGAGAGAGUGGGAUGGUGAAUGAAAUAAAAUAAACUAAAAACAAUCUCUGACUAAGAGCUCUCAGACAUUUUUGAUACAAAUGUUUAGAUAGACAGGAUUGUUGGCUCAAAUGAGAUCAUGAAUGCAAAAUUCUUUGUAAAUCUUAAAACCCUCUAUCAAUGUUAGUCAUUAUUAUUGAUAAAAAUUCAUGAAGAAGGAGCAGCUUACAAAGGUUAAGGUUAUUGGGUAGUGGAUUUGGAUCCUUGGAAAGUGGUCAAAUAUAACUGGAAGCAGAUGAGAGCUAGAGCUGAAAGGAACCCUCAUGAAGAGAUGGAAACCCAGAGAAAGAAAAAAAUUUGCCCAAGAAGAUGACAUAAUCAGAAUCCAAACCCACUGUACAUACAUUUAUUCUGAAGCCUGAUGAGAUGACUGCCUUUCAGGAUUUCUACAGGGGGACUAAAUGACCUUUGAGGACCCUAGUUAUUAAAGGUCUGUCAAUAGGACUGCAAAGGAUUAUAAAUACAUCUGGCAAAGUGGAUAGUAUCCUGGACCUGGAGUUAAAGAGACCCAAGUUAAAAUCCUGCCUCAGACAAAUACUAGCUGGGUGACUUUGAAUCAUUUAAGUUUUGUUUGCCCCAGUUUUCUCAUCUUUAAAAUGGGGAUAAUAAUAGCACCUAUCUCCCAGGGUUGUUGUGAGAGUUUUAAAAAAAGAUAAUAUUUGUAAAGCAUUUUGCAAACUUUAAAGCACUAUAUAAAUGCUAUCUAUUAUUGUUGUUGUUCAUAA
Molecule: messenger RNA, 5023 nt
Organism: Antechinus flavipes (yellow-footed antechinus)
Lineage: Eukaryota; Metazoa; Chordata; Mammalia; Dasyuromorphia; Dasyuridae
Gene: CRHR1
Product: corticotropin releasing hormone receptor 1
Exons: 13
Coding region: 543-1787 (414 amino acids)
Biological process (GO): cell surface receptor signaling pathway; adenylate cyclase-activating G protein-coupled receptor signaling pathway
Cellular component (GO): neuron projection; plasma membrane
Molecular function (GO): corticotropin-releasing hormone receptor activity; G protein-coupled peptide receptor activity; corticotrophin-releasing factor receptor activity
Source: RefSeq, a predicted model, not a curated record